AUGAACAUGAGUGCGAAAAUUAUGAAGAAAUCAUUAAUCCCAAGAAUUAUAUCCAAACAGGAACGUAGAAAAGAAAAAGAGAAGAGAUCAAAUUAUGCGCAAAGAAGUGGCGAAAACAAAAGAGCUGCAAAACCAGGGAUCAUGGACCAUCCUUCAAAAAAGAGUACAUUAGCUGAUUUAAAAAAGAAUUACGCACUUGAAAAGUAUGGCUCUAAAGUAAUUGAUAUCGUUAGUGUAUUGGAGAACGAAGAUGUGUCGAAUUUGUCAACCAUAAAUGCAAGAAAUAAAUGUGCUUGGGCAGAUUUGAUAAUUGUUGGAGAAGGAAAAGGAUCAAGACAUCCAGGCAAUUUAGUAAACGGUGUAUAUAAAAUG
Messenger RNA from Ambispora leptoticha, 372 nucleotides. The record is from the annotation of a GenBank genome assembly. Lineage: Eukaryota; Fungi; Glomeromycota; Glomeromycetes; Archaeosporales; Ambisporaceae.